GAACUGCUGUUGCAAUGGAGAUGGAUAAAAACGUGUGUUGAAAUCGGAGCUCCCACCGCAAGAGUCACACCUCCUUCCAUGAAAUGACACUUACGCGAGCCUGCUUAAGAAGAAGCUUUUUGGAUUUGCUUUGACAGACAGACAGACAGACUCCAUGGAUGCCCUCAGAGCCGCUUACACUGAAACCGAUUCUGAUUCCGACGGGGACGCCGCCCAAUCGGAACCCACCGCUCUCCCUCCGCCGCCUCUGUCUCUUCUCCAGCCCCCAAAUUCAGUUGCUGUUGCAGGUGCAGCAUUUGAUUUUCCGACACAGAUAGAAAGCAAUCAUUCCAAUCGAGUUCGUAGCUUCCCUCACGUUGAAGGCAACUAUGCCCUCCAUAUAUACAUUCCCAUUAUGAUUCCAUUGGCGGCGAGGAAGGAGAUAUCCUUGUUCUUGAAGAGGAUUGCAUCGGCUUCAAAUGAGCUCCACGCAGUUGAUGUAGACAUCCCCUUUAGUAACUUAAUCAAUGACGGGCAAAAGUUUGAGAAAAUUGUGCUGGGGAGGGAGUUUCACGUGAGCUUGGGAAGAACAGUGCCAAUCCGAGUCCAUCAACGUGACUCCAUGGUGAGUAUGCUUCGACAAAGGCUGCUGCAGUCCCAAAGGAGGUAUUGGAUUAAUUUCGAUAAAUGGGAAGUUUUCGUCAACGAUGAGGGGACGCGGACAUUCCUAUCUUUGGAAGUUAUCGGUGGAGGUUUAGCUGAGAUAAGAAAGCAAAUCGAAUGCGUGAAUGAAGUGUACAGGCUUCAUAACCUUCCUGAGUUUUACAAGGAUCCGCGGCCGCAUAUAUCUGUGGCAUGGGCUUCCGGUGACAUAACCGCCUCCUUGAAAAGGGCCAUUGCCGAGGAAGACAUAAGAAUACAAAAGGAGGGACAAACUCGGCGCGGCCGGAUAUUUUCCUGCGUGUUUGGUGGGAUUUCAUGCAAAAUCGGAAACAAAACCUACGAGUUAUGCAAGCCUCAACAAGAACAACAAUAGUACCAAAUGAGCUGGGCUAAGGCGAAAACUUAAAAUCAUCAUUCGAAUCGCCGAGCUAGUCACAAAUUUAGAAAUGUAGAAAUGCAGCAGUGUGAUUAUUUACACUCAUACGGCUAACCUGAAAUUCCUUUCAACUCUCAUGGCCGGGGUGACGAUAAUAAUGUAUUGAACAAUUACUCAAAUCAUACCGAUAAUGUAAUCAGCGCCGGAAGUCAAUUUCUCGAUGGA
Molecule: messenger RNA, 1243 nt
Organism: Andrographis paniculata
Lineage: Eukaryota; Viridiplantae; Streptophyta; Magnoliopsida; Lamiales; Acanthaceae
Exons: 6
Coding region: 155-1015 (286 amino acids)
Biological process (GO): U6 snRNA 3'-end processing
Cellular component (GO): nucleus
Molecular function (GO): 3'-5'-RNA exonuclease activity
Source: RefSeq, a predicted model, not a curated record